Aureococcus anophagefferens is the source of this 1522-nucleotide messenger RNA. RefSeq lists its product as hypothetical. Gene Ontology annotation, biological process: chloride transport; transmembrane transport. Gene Ontology annotation, cellular component: intracellular membrane-bounded organelle; membrane. The annotation marks the transcript as partial. Gene Ontology annotation, molecular function: voltage-gated chloride channel activity. The transcript is spliced from 4 exons. NCBI's taxonomy places the organism in Eukaryota, Pelagophyceae, Pelagomonadales, Pelagomonadaceae. The record is from RefSeq and is a predicted model, not a curated record.
CCUUCGACGAUUGCUCCGCGAGGAGUGAGCCCGUCCGCAACGAGCGACCCAUCCGCCCCCCACCCACGCCCACGCGUCAGAAACGCGCAAAAAGACGCGUUUUACUAACGAGUGCGACCUCCGAGUGCGAGUGCGAGAGCGUCCCUUGCGAGACGGGUGCGAGAGAAGGAAGUACGUCGCCGACAAGAGUGCGAGAGCGAGAAAAGUGCGGGUGAUUGCCGAGAGCGGACCAAAAGAGAGCGAGAGAGAAGCGAGUGCGCGUUUCUCAUUCUCUUCUCUCGCACUCGUCGCGCCCUUUUCCUGCCCUGGUCGCGCGCCGUCGUCGUCGCCGGCGCGCGCUGGGUCUGGCGCGACAUGCCCGUGGUCCUCGUCGUCGCCCUCGCCGCGGGCGCCGCGUCCGCGCUGCUCACGCGCGUCAUGCUCCUCGCGCAGCGCCUGCGGCGCCGCGCGGCGUGGCGCGGGCCCCGGUUCGCGAAGUUCGCCGAGGCCGUCGCCGUCUGCGUCGUCAUCGGCGUCGCCUUCUUCCUGCUGCCGAAGCUCGGCGCCUGCCGGGCCCGCGACGACGGCCACCGCCGGCGCCUUGCGGGCGGGGAGCGCCACUACCGCGCCUACGACUGCGGCGCGGGCCGCUACAACGACCUCGCGUCGCUGACGCUCGUCGGCGAGGAGGGCGCGAUCAAGGCGCUGCUCGCGCGCGACGUCGCGAAACCGUUCUCCGGCGCGUCGCUCGGCGUCUUCGUCGCCGCCUACUUCCUCUGCUUCAGCGCCAUCGCGGGGCUGUCCAUCCCCAUCGGCACCUUCGUGCCGAACAUGCUGUUGGGCGCGGCCGUCGGGAGGCUUAUAGGCGACGCCGCGGGCGAGCUCGUCGGCGGCAUCUCCGGCGGCGGCCUCUUCGCGCUCGGCCGCGCGGAGCGGAAACGCGGCGACGUCGUCGACAGCGUGCGCCGAGGCCGGGAGCGCAUCGCGACGAUGCCGUCGCCCUUCGCGCGGUCGCCCUUCGCCGGCGGCGACGCGUCGCCGCGGGACGCGCUGCCCCGGCGGCGCCUCUUCGGCGCGGACGGCGCGCCGGCGACGCCCGACGGCGAGCUCGACCUCGACGCCGCGCGCGGCGACGCGCCCGCGCGGCCCGCGCGCGCGGAGGGGCCGCGGGGCGACGUCGACGUGCUCGCGCUCGCGGACAGGGCGCCCUACGCGGUCCGCGCGGACUUCCCCGUGGGCCUCUGCGUGCCCCUCGUCCGCAAGCUCCAGCUGGCCUACGUCGUCGUCGUCGAGGACGACGGCGCGCCGCGGGGGCUCGUGGAGCGCGUCCACCUCCUCGGCCUCGACCUCGAGCGCCUCGAGCGCAUCGCCGUCGCCGCGGGCGACGGCGCCGAGGCGGAGCGGAGCCGCCGCGUCGACGGCGACCUCGAGCUCCGCGCCGCGGGCGACACGCUCAACCUCCGGGCGGAGAUCCUCGGCUACGCGACGUCGGCGUCGCCGCCGGGGCCGCCGCAGAGCCCCUACGACGGCCUCGCGGCCACGC